GUUGGCUGGGCGUACAAAAACCCGGAGAGUCGCUGGGCGUGCCCAGCCCUGCCAGUUCACAAGCCUGGAAAAGAGAAUGAGUGGCGACAAACAAUUGAUUUCCGUCGCGCGUCCGAGUCAUUUCAACGACUUGAGGGUACCGUAAGUUACUUUAAUUUAAUGUGGAGGGCCCAAGCUUACCAUUGUAUCCGAAGCGCUUCGGCAGCGGCUCCGCGAGGUGGAAAGGGUGCCUCUUCCUUUUAA
Messenger RNA from Phytophthora sojae, 243 nucleotides. RefSeq lists its product as hypothetical. Lineage: Eukaryota; Oomycota; Peronosporomycetes; Peronosporales; Peronosporaceae. The annotation marks the transcript as partial. The record is from RefSeq and is a predicted model, not a curated record. The transcript has a single exon.